AUGUCGGACGACGACUUCAUGCAGGAGUCUGAUGAGGAGUACGACUUCGAAUAUGACGACGACGACGACAACGAGGAUUCCGGAGAUGUCGACAUCGAAAACAAGUACUACAACGCCAAGCAACUGAAGGUCACCGACCCCGAAGACGCAAUCAAGGAGUUCCUCGAGGUACCGGGCCUGGAGCAGGAGAAGGGCGACUGGGGCUUCAAGGGCUUGAAACAGGCCAUCAAGCUAGAGUUCAAGCUGCAGCGUUACGAUGAGGCCAUCAAACAUUACGCGGAGCUUCUCACCUACGUCAAGUCCGCCGUCACGCGCAACUACUCUGAGAAGUCCAUCAACAACAUGCUGGACUACAUCGAGAAGAGCUCCGACGCCAAGGGAGCUGCGCUGUGCAUGGAGAAGUUCUAUUCGCUCACCCUGGAGUGCUUUCAGACAACCAACAACGAGAGGCUGUGGCUGAAGACAAAUAUCAAGCUCGCCAAGCUGCUGCUGGACCGCAGGGAGUACCCAUCCGUUAAUAAGAAGCUGAAGGAGCUCCACAACGCCUGCAAGCGCGAGGACGGCAGCGAGGACUCUAGCAAAGGCACCUACCUGCUUGAAAUCUACGCCCUUGAGAUCCAGAUGUACGCCGAGACGAAGAACAACAAGCAGCUCAAGCUCCUGUACCAGCGCGCAUUGAAGGUGCGCUCGGCCGUGCCACACCCCAAGAUCAUGGGUAUCAUCCGGGAGUGCGGCGGCAAGAUGCACAUGAGCGAGGAGAACUGGAAGGACGCGCAGUCGGACUUCUUCGAGUCUUUUCGUAACUACGACGAGGCUGGAAGUCUGCAGCGCAUCCAGGUCCUCAAAUACCUCCUGCUCACAACCAUGCUGAUGAGGUCCGACAUCAACCCCUUCGACAGCCAGGAGACGAAGCCGUACAGGAACGACCCGCGCAUCGCCGCCAUGACCGAGCUGGUGGACGCCUACCAGCGCGACGACAUCCACAAGUACGAGAGCGUCCUCCAAAAGAACCAGGACCUGCUGGCCGACCAAUUCAUCGCCGAGAACAUCGACGAGGUCACGCGAAACAUGCGCACCAAGGCCGUCCUCAAACUCAUCACCCCCUACACUCGAAUGCGCCUCUACUGGGUCGCCAAGCAGCUGCGGAUCAGCGAGGCCGAGGUGCAGGACAUAAUGGGCUUCCUCAUCAUCGACGGCAAGAUCAACGGCAAGAUAGACCAGCAGAGGGGCGUCCUGGAGAUCAACAGCGACCGCGACGCCGAGCGGAUCGGCGCCAUCCAGCACCUGUCCGAUGCGCUUGCCGAGCUGUACACCACCGUCUUCAAGGAUGGCGACGGCUUCCGUAAUUCGGACACGACCGUUGCCAGCGACGGGGCGGACCUGGGGGGCGGCUUCUUCGAGCCGUCGAUGGGAUCACGUCGCGAGGGAGUGCGUCCCGUCAUAAUCUGCGCACCAGCGAUAGGAGACGAGAUGGCCUGCUCUUAA
This is a messenger RNA of Diaporthe citri, 1485 nucleotides long. RefSeq lists its product as uncharacterized. Bases 1 to 1485 code for a protein of 494 amino acids. NCBI's taxonomy places the organism in Eukaryota, Fungi, Ascomycota, Sordariomycetes, Diaporthales, Diaporthaceae. The transcript is spliced from 3 exons. The record is from RefSeq and is a predicted model, not a curated record. Gene Ontology annotation, biological process: protein deneddylation. Gene Ontology annotation, cellular component: COP9 signalosome.